This is a messenger RNA of Papilio polytes (common Mormon), 2228 nucleotides long. It is a transcript of the gene Trp1, whose product is annotated as translocation protein SEC62. Gene Ontology annotation, cellular component: endoplasmic reticulum; endoplasmic reticulum membrane. Bases 123 to 1271 code for a protein of 382 amino acids. The record is from RefSeq and is a predicted model, not a curated record. Gene Ontology annotation, biological process: post-translational protein targeting to membrane, translocation. Lineage: Eukaryota; Metazoa; Arthropoda; Insecta; Lepidoptera; Papilionidae. The transcript is spliced from 9 exons.
CCGUCACAACACAACAGGACCAAAAUCAGCAACAUUUUGAGAACCGAGUCGAGAGAAAAGCAAGAUUUCAGACAAGUAAGCAAGAUACUGAAAACCGCUACGUUGACAAAGUUUGUUUUAUAAUGGCAGAGAAGAGGAAAACUAAAAAGCGAAAAGAGAAAAGAAAGGAGUUUGGUGAAGCGGCUGAUUCGGAGAAGCCGACCAGCGAGGAGUACGCUGUGGCGAAGUGGCUGAAGGCCAAUGUGCCCACAAAGAAGACCAAAUUCUUGAACCAUCAUGUUGAAUAUUUUACAGGCACAAAGGCGGUGGACGCGUUGCUGACGUCAAAAUGGGCGACGGGGAAGAACCCGACGUUUACAACGCGUAUCGAAGUCACCGAUUUUCUUCAUCAAAUGCUCCUUCAUAAGCUAUUCCACAGAGCUAAGAAGGUACCCGUCAGUGAACAAGAAUUAAAGGGAAAGUCUAAGAAGAAGGAAGCAGAGAAAAGCAAGAGUGGAGAUGAGAAAGAUGGAGAAAAGAGCCAGGCCAGCGCCUGUGAGGGAAAGGAUACAAAAGAGAAGGAGAAGGAGAAAGAGAAGGAGAAGAAGAAGCGCAAGAUACGGCUGGAGAUGCACAUGGAGCAGGUGUUCCUGGACAGCGCGGACGCGUUCGUAUGGCUGUACGACCCCAUGCCCUGGUACUACUGGGUGUGCGGCGCGCUCGUCGUGCUCGGCACCAUCGGCGUCUGCAUGUUCCCGCUCUGGCCCGCCACCGUCAGGAAGGGUGUAUACUACCUGAGUAUAGCGGCAGCGGCGUUCCUGGUGAUGAUAAUAGCGCUGGCCGUGGUGCGCGUCGUGGUCUUCUGUCUGGUGUGGCUGCUCACCCUCUCGCGGCAUCACCUCUGGCUGCUGCCCAACCUCACUGAGGAUGUGGGCUUCUUUGCUUCCUUCUGGCCGCUGUACAAGUAUGAGUACCGCGGUCCAGGCUCCGACAGCGAUAAGUCAUCAAAGAGCAAGAAGAAGCGCAAGAAAGACAAGGUGUCUGAUGAUGAGGAGGAGAAGACGCCACUCCUCACUGAGGAGCCGCCUCCCGCACCUCCCGUGGUAGAAACCUUGGCUAAGGAGGAGGAAGAACCUAAGGAGGAGAUAGCGGAAGUAGUUUCCGCAGAUAAACUAUCGGAGUCCGAGUCCGAGAACAGUCAGCGCUCCUCCACGGACCGGGACUUCGAGAUGGUGGAGCCCGGGGACUUGGAGGGGGACACGCCCCCCAGGGAACACGCCCCACACGCUUAGUUCCCCGCCCCCACUUGUUAAGGCCGCUUUUAGACCAUUUUUCUGAAAACUACGGGAAUUGUGCGUUUUUAACAAUAGAAAUGAGAAAUUAAAUUGUUUCUAUGUACAUGAGUUAUUUGUUGUCUAUGGAUUUUAGUUUCAGGUAAUAUGCUAAAGGCAUAAUGCAAAAUAGGCAUAAAGCUUGGUGUUUCAAUUUAUUUUUAUUACGUUAACCCUUUUAUGCCGUUUAUGGUGGAUUUUUGACAAAUCAGUUAUAAGCGAUGAAACGGUUAAAAUAUUUCUCUAAUUAAAUUGUUCUAUAUUUUUCUAAUAAAGUAUCAGUUUAAACUGAUAUAAAUAUUCUUUCUUUCUACAGCCUUAAAAUUGUAUAAUUUCUCAUUUCUGUUGAUAUCGAAUCCUGCUGUCAGUCGCGCGGCUAUCGCGCCAGUGGAAAAAGGAUCUUACAGUUAGGGUAUUCCCCUAUUAACCCAAAAAUUCUACAUUAUAGUUAAAAUUUAAUCAAUAUUAAGAAAUUAGUGUUUAAUCUGAACGCACCACAUAGGCCGUUUUUUUUAACCUAAAUGUAUGGGAAGAUUACUCGUAAGUAGAAAAAUCAUUGUGUAUUUAAAAUCGAUUUUAAAUCAUUUUUAUUAUUGGACUUGUAUAAUUUGACUUUGCUACUUUGAAAGAAUCUAGAUGUUAAAAUUGGAAAUGAAUCAAUUGCCAUUUUAAAUAUCGUAAUUUUCAGUACUUUAUUAAAAAAAAUGUUUCCGGUUUAAGAAAUGUAUCGACUUAAAAAUACUUUGACAUUAUGUAUAUAAAAAUUGGUAUAUUAUAAAAAAUGUCUGUAUAUAUGUCAAGACAUAUUUAACUACAAAAAUGUGCAAUUGACAGUAAAAAUAUUAAUACGACAGUUACUAUCGGUUAUAACUGACAUUUUUGUUAAUAACAUCAAUGUGAAAAUAGUUUUAUUCCAAU